CUGCAAACAGGCAGAAAAUCCACCAAAGCUCCGUUAUCCGCCGCCGUUUCCGCUGUGUACUCCUGUUACAGAGUUCUGACAUCAUCAUCGUCAGCACUGUCAAACUGACAGGUAUGUCUUCGUCCGCCUCACAAGACACCGUCGUUAAAAAGAAGCACGUUCGUUUCGCCAGUAUGGAGGACGACGAGGACACCCUGUUUGACAAGAGUAAGGACACCGGCAGAGGGCUGAAGAGCGCGUUGAAGGCAGGCAGGAGGACCAGCACCCUGAGGUGCGACGGCCGGGUGGAGGUGGUCGGCGGGAGGAGGAGGAGGGGCGCGUGUGGCCGCUGGAUAGUCACCCUCGCGCUCUGUGCAGCUUUCCUUGGCCUGGGGAUGAGUAUCUCUGUUAUCGGCCCGACGUUCGAGGACCUUGCUGUGAAUGUGAACAAGAACAUCAGCAAUCUUUCUUACAUCUUCGUGGGCCGCUCUGCGGGCUAUAUUGGGGGUUCCCUGUUCGGAGGCCUUCUCUUUGACUGCAUGAGCCCCCACCUGCUGCUGGGCUGCUCUCUGCUGGUCACCUCAGUGGGAAUGUGUGCCAUCCCCUUCUGUAGGCAGGCUCUGCUCCUCACCUGCCUCAUGUCCAGCAUCGGGGUGACCACAGGAAUUCUGGAUACAGUUGGUAAUGUCCUCAUACUGAACACGUGGGGGGAGCAGGCGGGCCCCCACCUGCAGGCUCUGCACUUCAGCUUUGCAGCCGGGGCCUUCGUGUCCCCCAUCAUCGCCAAGCUGCUGUUUGGGUCUGACAGCAACAGCAGUGCAGGAGUCCUAGCAGCAGACUCGCCACUUCCUGUCCCCGCGGAGCAGGUCACCAGAGCACCUGACGCCCACACACUGAUCCGCUACGUCCACAGCAACAGCAGCACCCUCAAAUCCAUGUGGGCCUACAUCGUCAUUGGCGCCUUCAUCUUCCUCAUCUCCUUCCUCUUCUUCAUCCUCUACUGUCGCAGCAGCUCGUCACGUGAAAAAGCACGCAAGACAUCGGGGGAGCCCCUGGUGGCCAAACAUCACACGGCUCUCAUAGCCCUGCUCUUCUUCUUCUUCUUUGCCUAUGUAGGUGCUGAGGUAGCGUACGGCUCCUUCAUCUUCACCUUCGCCAAGGACUACGCCCACAUGCAUCAGUCCCAGGCGGCCGGGCUCAAUUCUCUGUUCUGGGCUGCGUUUGCUGCCUGCAGGGGGCUGGCUAUCUUCUUUGCGGCCUGCAUGUACCCGGGUACCAUGAUCCUGCUCAGCCUGGUAGGCUCCACCCUGUCCUCCCUGCUGCUCUGCCUCUUCAGCAGGGAGCAGGUGGCGGUGUGGGCCUGCACCGGUCUGUACGGCGCCUCCAUGGCCACCAUCUUUCCCAGCGGCAUCUCCUGGUUGGAGCAGUACACCACAGUGACAGGCAACACGGCCGCAGUCUUUGUGGUGGGGGCCGCGUUGGGGGAGAUGGUGCUUCCUGCUAUUGUCGGUUUCCUGCUGGGACAGUUCCCGGAGCAGCCCCUGCUCAUGUACCUGUCGCUCAUCACCGCCACAUUCACCUCCAUCCUCUUCCCCGUCAUGUACAAGCUGGCCUCAGCCCCCAGCAGCCAGAGCAGGAAACCCCGCGUCAGGGGCCGGCCUGAUGCAGAUGACAGCGAAUAUCGUCAGGCGCUGCUGGACUCAGGAGCCAAUGAGGAGGAGGAGGAGGAGGAGGAGGACGAGGACGAGGUUGAUAAGUGGAAUGAUGCAGACUUUGAGGUGAUUGAAAUGGAUGACACAGCGAGUCUCAUCAGUUCCCCCAGCAAGGCUCCCUCUCCCCCCGACACCACGGCUCCAACAGAGAGCGGCCCCCUGACGGAGGUGGCAGGUGGAGCCUCUUUCUCCAGCACAAUGUCCCCCAGACGCAAACUACUGCUCUCCAUGGACAGAGAGAAGAGAGACUGAGGCACUCUAGCCCUUA
Messenger RNA from Notothenia coriiceps (black rockcod), 1959 nucleotides. RefSeq names its product major facilitator superfamily domain containing 4B (gene slc60a2b). NCBI's taxonomy places the organism in Eukaryota, Metazoa, Chordata, Actinopteri, Perciformes, Nototheniidae. Gene Ontology annotation, molecular function: D-glucose transmembrane transporter activity. The transcript is spliced from 4 exons. The coding region runs from base 114 to 1943 and encodes 609 amino acids. The record is from RefSeq and is a predicted model, not a curated record.